CUGUCCAGAGGAGAAGCCCCCAGAGAACCAUCAGGAUGAAAAUCUGAUGGAUAUUAAGAUUGAGGUUAAAGAUGAAGAAGAAGAGGAGACGGAUUUAUGGGGCGAUCAGCAGGAUGGACUUAUAGAAAGAAGUCCCCCUGAGAGAUGUCCCCGUCCUCUGUAUUCCCAGGACUGUCCAGAGGAGAAGCUCCCAGAGAACCAUCAGAUGACAAAUCAGGGGGAAGAUCUGACUGAUAUUAAAGUGGAGGAUGAAGAAGAGCGGAUGAUGGGCGAUCCCCCGUGUAAGAGUGAGGUGGAGGAGGACAUUCCAGUCCAUGUGACCACAGGAAAUCCCAGAAAGAAGUCUGAGGGAAACGUCAUGUUAUCACGAUAUUAUAAAGAAGAAAAUAAAGAUAUCAUGCAGCGCUCUUCAGGAGGAAACCUCAUUACCUGUAAUGCACAUCCAGGACCUCACAGUGCAGAUCUAUCAAAUAAUCUGCCUAAUCAUGAAGAACCUCCUCUUGACCGAUCACAGAUUGUUACCACAACUACUGGGCAGAAAAGGGGUAAAAGGUUUCAGUGUGAGGAAUGUGGUAAAGAGUUUACAAAAAACUUAGGCCUUGUUAUACAUAGGAGAAUUCACACAGGAGAGAAGCCAUACUCAUGUUCAGAAUGUGGGAAAUCCUUUACAAACAAAUCACAUCUUGUGAGACAUCAGAGAAGUCACACAGGAGAGAAGCCGUAUUCGUGUUCAGUAUGUGGGAAAUAUUUUAUCCAGAAAUCAUGUCUUGUACAACAUGAGAGAGUUCACACAGGAGAGAAGCCGUAUUCCUGUUCAGAAUGUGGAAAAUGUUUUACUCAAAAAUCAAGCCUUGAUCAGCAUAAAAGAAAUCACACAGGGGAGAAGCCAUAUUCCUGUUCAGAAUGUGGGAAAAGCUUUACCCAAAAAUCAGUCCUUGAUCAACAUAAGCGAAGUCACACAGGAGAGAGGCCGUAUUCAUGUUCACAAUGUGGGAAAUGCUUCAUAGAGAAAUCACAUCUCGUUACACAUCAGAGAAUUCACACAGGAGAGAAGCCGUAUUCAUGUUCAGAAUGUGGGAAAUGUUUUACAAAUAAAUCACAUCUUGCUAUGCACAAGAGCAGUCACACAGAGGAGAAGCCAUAUUCAUGUUCAGAAUGUGGGAAAUGUUUUAAAGAUAAAUCACAUCUUGCUGUGCACCAGAGAAGACACACAAAGGAGAAACCUUAUUCAUGUUCAGAAUGUGGGAAAUGUUUUAAACAUAAAUCAUAUCUUGGAAAACAUGAGAGAAUUCACACAGGAGUGAAGCCGUAUUCAUGUUCAGUAUGUGGGAAAUGCUUCACCGAUCAAUCAAAUCUUAUUGUACAUCAGAGAAUUCACACAGGAGAGAGGCCGUAUUCAUGUUCACAAUGUGAAAAGUGUUUUACAAAUAGAUCAGAACUAGUUACACAUGAGAGAAUUCACACUGGAGAGAGGCCAUAUUCUUGUGCAGAAUGUAGAAAAUGUUUUAGAAGUAAAUCAGAUCUAAUUAAACAUGAAAGGAGCCGUAUUCAUGUUCAGAAUUUAGGAAAUGCUUUAGAAGUAAAUCAAAUAUAAUUAAACAUGAGAGAAACCAAAUUCAUGUUCAGAGUGUAGGAAAUGUGGACAUAAAUCAUAUUUUGUUAAGCACUGGAGAAUUUUCACAAGAGAAAAGUGGUAUUCAUAUUCAGAAUGUGGGAAGUGGAGACCGUGCUCCUGUUGGGAAUGUGAGAAAUGCUAUGCCUCUAGUCACAGACAUUAAAUAGCCAAUAAGGUGUUAUUUUUUUCGGUGGAAUCAGACUAGAUCUGAAAAACACAGGAGAUAAACAGUGACCAAGAUCCAAGGAGGAAAAGUAUUGUGGAAAUGAGGAAUAAAAGUAGAACCUUGUGCAGUGAUAAUGGAUUGUCCCCAUGAACCUUCCUCGUAUGGCGGAUUUAUGUGGGACUAUUAUCAGGCUGAUUAUCAGAAACGAAUGUUCCUUCAUUGCUGAUCGCCGAAUGAACGAGCAAACACUUGUUUAUCCGGAGAAUUAAUCCUUCAUACAGCACCAUGAAUCAUCGUUCAUGAGCAGCAGAUCCCGCUGGGUAAAUGGUGACCUGCUGCCCAGAAACAAUCAGUAUGGAGUCAUUGCUGGUCCUCAUCCAGUGGAGUAAAUGCAGCUCUCACCUCCAGUUAAUUACCUGCCCAGUCGGCACAUUCCGCAGGAGAAUCCAAACUGAUUAUAGUGGGACAGGAGAGAACAUCCCAGGGAAACUUUUAUGUAACAAAUGCUGGAAGAAAUUUUCCAAAGUUCGUAACGAAUCGGUUUUCUCAUCUCUAAUACACAGUGAUUGCCAUAGGGAGAGAAGCCAGAUACGGAUGGAUAUGAGCUCAGCUUCUCUGUGUAAUAGCUCGCAAUAGCUCAUUUAUUUUAUGAAAAUAUUAUACAAAAAGUAACCAGACCUCAUUAUACCCUUUUUGUGGCAGAACUAUAGCCAAUCACAAUGACAUGGUUAAUUUAACAUGCAGAUAUUUCAGCUACAUAUGAAUAUAUAUAUAUAGUGAUAUGAAUAGACUGAAGAGCAGGCCUUUGUGUGCUUUAUCUUUUACUCAUGCCCCCUCCAUUGGAUACCAAAAUAAACUAGUGUUUUCUGAGCCGAUCUGUCCCUUUCCUCUGACAAAAUGUACUAAAGUGACCUAACUUUUUUACAGGCACAGUCACUUUAAAAAAACUCCUUCUGGUAAAUUGGAAACACCCUGUAGUUCAGCAUAAUAUCACUCCACCGUCACC
Molecule: messenger RNA, 2787 nt
Organism: Bufo bufo (common toad)
Lineage: Eukaryota; Metazoa; Chordata; Amphibia; Anura; Bufonidae
Product: zinc finger protein 501-like
Exons: 5
Coding region: 47-1594 (515 amino acids)
Biological process (GO): central nervous system development; regulation of transcription by RNA polymerase II
Cellular component (GO): nucleus
Molecular function (GO): DNA-binding transcription factor activity, RNA polymerase II-specific; RNA polymerase II cis-regulatory region sequence-specific DNA binding
Source: RefSeq, a predicted model, not a curated record